CCAUGUGUUUGAAAUUCAGCUUGGACCUCGUACACAAAUUGCUGAAGUCUGAUACGCUACAGGAGGAGCUACAGACGAGGGGAGAGAGCUUCACCUCGAAGCUGCAGUAUCAGCGGUCAGCCACAGAGAACGUGUUCAUGACUUUUCAGCUGGACUGCCCCAAGCUGCUGAAGCUCACGGGACUGCCCGGCCGUCUCAUCGUGUCUCUGUUCGAGCACAGCUCAGUGGUGGAGCACGUGAAGAGUCCUGCUGGACAGACCUCCCCUGGUGAGAGUAAAUCUGACCAUGCAGACCCUAAGCACCAAUACUCAAGCAAUCACGCACCAUUUUGA
This is a messenger RNA of Ictalurus furcatus (blue catfish), 332 nucleotides long. Its product is annotated as kinetochore-associated protein 1-like. The record is from RefSeq and is a predicted model, not a curated record. NCBI's taxonomy places the organism in Eukaryota, Metazoa, Chordata, Actinopteri, Siluriformes, Ictaluridae. The coding region runs from base 3 to 332 and encodes 109 amino acids. The transcript has 2 exons.